AUGUCUCACAGCAUCGUCCUCAAUUCCAUGUUCUGUUUGGCAAAUAUCGACAGUAUAAACUCCGUGGAAAUUGCAGCCACCCUACCGCUGACGAAGAUAUGGAAAACCUUUCUGCCUGCGGACUCAGUUGUGCUGUAUCGCGCUUUCUGGCUAUGCUGGCAGGCGGUCGGCAUCUCAAGCGCAAGCUGUAAAUACUUCUGUGGCUUCUACGACCUGCUCAUAAACGUCUCGGUGACAUUUUUCUAUGCAAUUCAUUUGAUUGUGGGUCUCUUCCUCAAUCCAUCGCCAGCAGAUCUCUUCCAAAAUCUGUCCAUUACCAUUACCUGUUUCGUCUGCAGCGUGAAGCAUUACUUAUUGCGUCGUAAAUUACCGCAAAUACGCAACGUGCUGGCGCUGCUCGCCGACCUGGACAAGCGUGUUGAGGGCGUAGAGGAACACACGUACUUUCAAGAGGAACUUGUUGUUGGCGCAAAGAAUGUGUUGAAAUUAUUUUCCAUCGCCUAUGGUGGCGCAAAUAUGGCAGCAAUUUCAGCCACACUACUGAGCAAGGAACGCCGUCUAAUGUACCCCGCAUGGCUGCCAUUCCAAUGGGACGCGAACACAUUCAGCUACUGCGCUGCGGUCAUUUAUCAGAUUGCCGGUGUUUCUAUACAAAUCGUGCAGAAUCUGGCCAACGACAUCUAUCCACCGAUGAGUCUCUGCAUUAUUGCCGGUCAUGUGCAUCUGCUGUCGUUGCGCGUGGCCAAAGUGGGUGCGGAUGCCAAGAAAUGUAAGGAGCAGCAUAGUCACGCGCUGAUCGAAUGCAUUGAGGAUCAUAAGAAAUUGGUGCGCAUUUUUCAACUGACGCAGGACACACUCUCACAACCGCAACUUGCGCAGUUCAUUUCCAGCGGCUUGAAUAUGUGCAUAGUGUUGUUCUAUUUAAUUUUCUAUGUGGAGAAUGUGUUCGCCUACAUUUACUACGCGGUUUAUUUCGUCAGUAUGGCUUUCGAAUUGCUGCCGAGCUGCUUCUAUGGCAGCAAGUUGAUUUAUGAGUUCCAGCAGCUGCUGUCGGCUAUCUUCAAGUGCAGCUGGCUUGGGCACCAGAAUCAACGCAUUUUCGUGCAGCUAUCAUUGAAGGAGAUUGUUCCUUUGGCAGGUGGCGUCAUCGGUAUACAGUUGAAUUCUUUCCUGGGCACUUGCAAGAUGGCUUAUUCUCUGUAUACGGUGUGCAAUCGUAUGAAAUAG
This is a messenger RNA of Bactrocera tryoni, 1227 nucleotides long. RefSeq names its product odorant receptor 33b-like. Bases 1 to 1227 code for a protein of 408 amino acids. Gene Ontology annotation, cellular component: plasma membrane. Lineage: Eukaryota; Metazoa; Arthropoda; Insecta; Diptera; Tephritidae. The transcript is spliced from 3 exons. The record is from RefSeq and is a predicted model, not a curated record. Gene Ontology annotation, biological process: sensory perception of smell; detection of chemical stimulus involved in sensory perception of smell. Gene Ontology annotation, molecular function: odorant binding; olfactory receptor activity.